Gregarina niphandrodes is the source of this 267-nucleotide messenger RNA. Its product is annotated as integrase core domain protein. The record is from RefSeq and is a predicted model, not a curated record. Gene Ontology annotation, molecular function: nucleic acid binding. The transcript is spliced from 2 exons. NCBI's taxonomy places the organism in Eukaryota, Apicomplexa, Conoidasida, Eugregarinorida, Gregarinidae. Bases 1 to 267 code for a protein of 88 amino acids.
AUGAUUGAUUCAUUUACAAAAUGGGUAGAAGCCUCUAUAGUUCCGGACAAGACUGCCGCAGGUACAGCAUCCAUUUUACUUAGCCACUGGAUCUGUCGUUUCGGAAUUCCCUUGCGCUUGGUUUCUGACAAUGCUUUAUCGCUCACUGCUGAAGUUAUAGAAAAUUUGGCUACAGAUUUGCAAUUGUUCAGGAUGCGUUAUCAUUUGCAUUAUUUGGUUAUCGAGCUAGCAUUCAUUCUGCUACUGGUCAUUCCCCCGCGUUUCUAG